Molecule: messenger RNA, 1158 nt
Organism: Vicia villosa (hairy vetch)
Lineage: Eukaryota; Viridiplantae; Streptophyta; Magnoliopsida; Fabales; Fabaceae
Product: F-box protein SKIP23-like
Exons: 1
Coding region: 1-1158 (385 amino acids)
Source: RefSeq, a predicted model, not a curated record
AUGGAGGUAGAUUGGGGGAAUUUAGAACCACUUCCUUUAAGUUUGAUUUUUGAUAAGUUAGGUGAACGUGUAGAUCACAUAUAUUUCAGUAAGGUAUGUAAGAAUUGGUAUUUUAUUGCAAAGUUCAAUUAUCAAAAUCGACAAAUACAAAAUAAUGUAUUGCCGAUGUUGAUGAUUCCCACAAGAAAUAAGAUCAGAACCAAAAGAAGUUUAUAUGCGAUUUCAUCCAAAAGGGAUUAUGAUUUAAAACUAUUCGUACCUCAUAACAAAAGAUUUUGUGGUUCGAGUCAUGGUUGGCUAGCUAAGGUGGAUUCUAGUUCUGAAGUUACACUUAUAACACUCCUCAAUCCUUUUAAAAAUGCUCUUUCCAUCCGUUUACCACCCAUCUACAUGAUGGAUAUACUAAGAAGAAAAACGUAUUAUGAGUGUAAUGUGCAUAAGGUUGUUUUAUCUGCCGAUCCAACAAUUAGGCCACACGAUUAUGUUGUUGUAUGCAUUUACAGUAUGCGUAAAUGUGUUGCUUUUCUAAAGGCUGGACAAAAGAUUUGGACUUAUAUUGAUACGGAUCAUUGUUGCUUUAAUGAUGCUAUAUUCUAUAAAGAUUUAGUCUAUGUUAUAGGACGAUGGAAUAACAUUGUCUCUUUUGAUUUGUGUAAUUUGAGGAAGAAAAAGGUAAUUUCCAAAGUUGUUUCUUUGAAGGGGGGAGAUUAUGCUCAUAGAGCUUAUCUUGUAAAAUCAUUAGAAGGAGACUUAUGGCUAGUAAGAAAAUUUAUCGGUUAUCCUGAUGAUGAUGAAAUGCCUAGCAGUGGUGCAGAAAAAUUUGAAGUGUAUAAAUUAGAAUUGGAUCUUCAAAGUGGUAAACUUAUUCAAAUGUUAAAGCUUAAUAGCUUGGGAGAUAAUGUCUUAUUUGUGGGUGAUAGUGAUUCUGUAUCUAUGUCGGCUUCAUAUUUCUCUAACUAUCUUAAAAAAGAUUCAAUUUAUUAUACAGAUGAUUUUUACGAAGACACCCCAAAGCCUUACCCUAAUGGACCAUCUGAUAUGAGAAUCUACAACGUAAAAGAGGACAAAUUUAAUCAACAUUGCCCUUUUGAACCUUGGUUUAGACGAAUGCCACCUGCUGUAUGGAUUAUUCCACCGAACAAUUUUGAAUUGAAAUAA